AUGAUGCAAAUCGACAUAAAUGGUUCAGGUUUGUCGGAAAAAUCAUUGAAUGGUUCGAAACUGAAAGAUGCUCAUAGUUAUGUUGGUUUUGCUAAUUUUCCUAACCAAGUAUUUCGACGUGCUAUCAAAAAUGGUUUUGAGUUCACGCUGAUGGUUGUUGGUUGUUCCGGUCUUGGUAAAUCCACAUUUAUCAAUUCAUUGUUUUGUACGGAAAUUAACGACCCAGAUACGGAAAAACGGCGCAUUUCACGAACAGUACAAAUUGAAGAGAAAAUCGUACGUUUGGUGGAGAACGGUGUAACUUUAAACCUUACAUUGGUUGAUUGCCCAGGCUUUGGUGAUGCGGUAGAUAAUAGCAAAUGUUGGGAACCGAUCGUAAAUUACAUCGAGAAAAAAUAUUUGGAUUAUUUUUCGGAAGAAACUAAAAUUGAACGUGCAGCAAUAAUUCCCGAUAAACGUGUGCAUCUUUGCCUAUACUUCAUCAGCCCUACUGGGCAUGGAUUAAAACAGCUUGACAUUGAAAUGAUGAAGAAGCUCCAUGAUCGUGUCAAUGUGAUUCCAGUUAUUGCGAAAGCUGAUACGUUGACAGUGAAUGAGCUAUCAUAUUUCAAAAACCAAAUAACCAAAGAGAUUGAAGAAAAUGGUAUCAAACUCUAUAAAUUUCCGGAUACCGAAGAUGAGGAUGAGAAAAGACAGUUUGGCCCUCUUCGUGAACGGUUUCCAUUUGCUAUUGUUGGCAGUAAUCAGGUUCGUGAAACCAAUGGUCGUCGAUGUCGCGUAAGGGAUUACAGCUGGGGCACGGUUGAGGUUGAAAAUUUGCAGCAUAACGACUUCAUCGCCUUACGUGAUACUGUUAUAAGGAUGAAUUUGAUAGAUCUGAUCGCAGUAACCCGUAGUGUGCAUUAUGAGAAUUUUCGCUACCGGCAGUUAAACAAAGGACCGAAGAAUGCAAUAGACAGAGAUCCUUUUACACAGUUAGAACAUGAGAAACAGGUCAAAGAAAAAGAACUUGAGGAACGUAAACGCAAUAUGGAAAAAGUUUUCGAAGACAAAGUAAUGGAACGUGAAGAAAAAUUAGUUGCGCGGCAAUCGGAGCUUGACGAAAAAGAGAAAGAAAAUCGUCGGAUAUUGCAAGAACGCCAUCUUACUUUGGAACAGCUCAUGGGCGAAGUAGUUGAAUUACGUCGAAGCACCGGGACUGUUUCACGACAAGACUCAAGAAGUUCGCCGUCCGAAAAGUCGUCUCGUAUGAAAAAAGGACUCGGUGGGAUUUUCAAAAACUAA
Brugia pahangi is the source of this 1284-nucleotide messenger RNA. Lineage: Eukaryota; Metazoa; Nematoda; Chromadorea; Rhabditida; Onchocercidae. The record is from the annotation of a GenBank genome assembly.